AUGGCGAUCAAUAGUUUCGAACUACAGACUCUUAUGAAUAACAUUGAUUACAUAAAGGACAAACUGCAAGGGCUGGAGCAAACUAUGAAGAGCUCGCUGAAGGAAACAGAGCAUCGUCUACAGGAGAAGCUAAACAAACUCGAAAAUAUUAUUAACGAAAAGAUCGAGGCCAAAAUGCAAGCAAUGGAAGACUCUUUGAAAAAGAGUGUGCAGGCAUCCGAAGAGAAUACAGGAACCAAAUUGGAGGAAGUGAAGAAUCAUAUGAUGCCCAAGAUGGACCGCAUUCAGAAAGCGUCGCAAAUGGAGCUCAAAAAACUGAGAGAAAAUAAGGAAAUUCUUGAUAUGCUAACGAAUUCGAUACAUAAUUUAACUACCAAUGCAGAAACACGCAGUAAGACAUUGGAAGACCACUUAAUAGCCCCUAUCCGUUCAUGUCGUCAAGUUACUGGAGAAUCUGGAACUCAUCUGUUCCGUUUGUGGAAAAACUCGAAACCAUUUGAAGUAUUUUGUGAGCAAAAUAAGUUCAACGGCAGCUGGAUUGUGAUCCAGCAUAGAUUUGACGGUUCAGUCGAUUUUUAUCGGAACUGGACGGAGUGCCGCAAUGGGUUCGGGAAUGUUGAUGGCGAAUUCUGGCUCGGGCUGGAAUAUGUGCAUCAAAUAACUAAAAACCGACCGCAUGAACUACUGGUGGAAAUGAAAGAUUUCGAUGGAAACUACGGAUACGCUAAGUACGGAGAAUUUGAGGUCGGGAGCGAAUCCGAGCAGUUCAAGUUGACGAAGACUGACGAGUCCGGCAACGGCAUCGGCGAUGACUAUUAG
Molecule: messenger RNA, 819 nt
Organism: Anopheles coustani
Lineage: Eukaryota; Metazoa; Arthropoda; Insecta; Diptera; Culicidae
Product: angiopoietin-1-like
Exons: 4
Coding region: 1-819 (272 amino acids)
Source: RefSeq, a predicted model, not a curated record